UUAGCCAAAUUAUUCUUAAUCACCAGAGUCAUAAGUAGGGUAGAAAUGGUUACCACUUCGUUCUCCCGCUAUUUUAUUUUCUAAUCUCAAAAUGAGAGUUGUAUAAAUAAAAACAAAGGUUUCAAAGAAUGUCUUGUGGAGAAUUUCACCAAAUUUGUUUUAUAAGUGAAAUUCUGUCAAAAACUCGUUCAUUUAACAAUAUUCAAUCCUGCUUUCAUCUUAUCAGAGUAGUUGGAAAAUUAAGAAAUUACUCUCCUGUUACUGCUCGUGGUGAACUCGUUGAUACGGAUAGCAAAACCCAUAUUUUACAUGUAGAUUUUAAAAACUGUCGUGAAAUUCCUUUACAUGUAGAUUCUUUCUAUCAAAUAGCUGGGCAAAUCACAGGCAAUAUUUUGAGGGCUAGAACUGUUAGAAACGUUGACGGGAUUGAUUUACAAAUGUAUAAGGAGGCUGUUUUAUUGAGACGUCAGUUUUUGUAGAAGAAAACAAGCGUGGAAGUUUCUAGUAUGGUAAUUUAUUUUGUGGUUUAUGAAAAUAUUCCUAUUAAAUCUUACCAACAAUGGCAAAAUUAAAGCAAGCAACUUUAUCUUCUCUAAAGGGUGUGGUAGUUGUGGAAGAUUUUUUGAGACAUAAAAAUGUGCUUGAAAAUGCUGUUGAAUCAAAAGAAGUUGUUUUAUCAACUUUGAGUUACCUAAAAAAGAAAAAACCUUCUAAAGAAGUUCUUGAAAAAAUUGGCAUAGAACCAAGUUUAAAAAUCUUGAAGAAUCACUGUGAUAAAGAUAUUGCUCAAGAGGCCAAAAAUUUAUGUGAAUAUUGGGAACUUGAAGGAAAUGCUAAAGUUCAACCAACAGUCGAAGUUCGAUAUGAUAAUUUAACUCGGCAUAUAAGAAGAAAUGCAUUAAGACUUUUUACUGAAGCUUUAGGUGGCCAAGAAGAUGAUGAAAAAAUUGCUGAUAAAUUGGAAAAAGAAAUUUUUCAUAUCACCAAGCGUUUGAUAUCCAAAAAUUAUAGAAAGACUGUACGAAAAGUUGUUUUCAAAUUAAGGCAUAAUGAAAAUGAAAAAAUUGCUUUGAAAACUAACAAAAUGACUCAAGUUGAAUUUGUUAAAAGAAUUGUUCAAUGAUUCAAUUACAAUACUCAAGAAUUAUUUCAUUGUUUUAUUAUUUAAUUGUUAUUUCUAUCAUUAUAGUUAUGUUGUUAUGCUUAUAUUUAAUUAGUAUAAUGACGGGUUAGAGCAGCUGCACUAAUUGCACCAAAUUGUUUCAUAAUGAAAUUUCUGUUCCAAUCUCUCCCCCCCCCNCCCCCCCCCCCCCCAUAAAAAAAAAACAUUUUUAUUGAGGGAAAAGUGCAACUUUGGCCCAAUUUAAUGCUGAAUUUGUGUGCAAAAAUCAGUUAUCACAUUUUAUUAAAAAUAUCAAAAUUGGAAAAACUAUGUUUAAGGAGUUGAAAAAAUAAAUAAAUAUGGAUUAAUAAUAGUAUCUCUGCAAAUUGAGCACAUAAGGAAGAAAUUUUUUUUUUUCAGGAUCUUUAUUUAUGUAGUUCAUUGUUGCGUUUUUAUUAUAUCCUUUCUAUUUAUUAAUGCAUUUUCUUUCAAAAUUUGUUAACUAUGUAAUGAAAUGAAAAUUUAUAUGUUCAAAUCUGCAUAAGAUUUUAAUUUUAGAAGUGCUUUGCUGCUCUAUAUAUAAAAAAUAUUUGCUCUAAUCGGCCCCAAAAAUCAAAUUAACUUGCUCCAAAUUGGUUAGAUUGUUCCAUCCCUGUAAUAAUAAUGAAAAAUGUUAAGAUACAUUUAUUAUUAUGAGAUGUGACAAAAUUCAUAUUUCUAUUUUGAAAAUUUGAAUAUUAAUUUUAAAUUUGCAAUAAACUUGAAAAUUUUAUAUUUAUAAAUAAAUUAUUGACAAUAUAACUAAGUGUGUUGGCUGAAAUUGAUAUAUUUGGAAGAAAAGAAAAUGUAUUUAUAAGACUAAGUUCAUUUAGAUAGAGAAGUUAUGUUUUGCUUAGAUGGUUAAUGGCCACAUUUGUUUUAUCAUUGAUUUUCACUAUGUUCCUAUUUUGCUUGCUCAAUUUUCCAGUGCAUUUUUUUACUCAAUGUUUUAACUGUUUGUUUUUUGUAACUAUUUCUGAGCCCAGUAGCAGACACAAAUGCACUACAAAUUUAUUUUGGUCUUGUAGACAAAAUAAACGAACCUUUAAUUUUUUUGCUUGCUGAAAAAUUAAAUUAAACUAAAAAGAGCAUGUUCUUAUGUAGAGUUCUUUUUUCUACCCAUCUUGCAGAGUUCGUGCUAUAGCUGGUUUUUACGAAAAAUUUGUAAGGGUGAGAUGCAAUUUUGGCAACUUUUAAGAGUAUGAGAUUCAAAAGAUUUCCUGUGUCCUGUUUUAAUUUUUAGAACAUCGUUUGAAACAUAGAAUUGUUUCAUUUUUUGUAAACUUUUAACAUCUCAAGCUUAAGAACAUUUUAUACAUUAAUUAGUUUACUUUGGAUUUAUUCAUUUAUUGAAAAACUUUUGUUUUUAGUGUUGAUUUAUUUCAAUAAAGUAAAAAUUAUUGAAAUCAAGAAUCAAUUUUACUGUAAAAGAUUUUUUUUUUCAGUUGUAAAUUUUAAACUAAAAACAUUUCUAUUAAUUAGAUUUUUUUUUAGCAGUAGUGCAGCUAUUUUCCUAUUGUAAGACAUUCUUGCAUUGCAAAAUGUAUUAACCCAUGAAGUGCAAUAUUUGUCUAUUUCAAUACAUACACUCUGAGGAUAAAUUUCUAGAAUCUUUCCAUGAUGUUGCAGAUCAAUACAGAGUUUUCUGCUAUUGGGCUCCAUGAGGAUUUUGUUUUAGGUAAAUACUAUUUCUAAAACCUUGAGGUACUGAAGUGAACAUCUUCUAUAUUAUUUUCAUUAUCCUUUUGUUUUAGUCUCAAAUCUAGUAUGCAGCACCAUGCAAUUUUGUUACAUCAUGUUAAGCGAUUUUCUAAGUAUUUUUAACUUAGGUUUGGUACAGUGUAGCUGCAUGUGGCAUUUGUGCAUUGUAAUAAAUUCAGCAUCUAAAUAAAUCUAGAAAUGACGUUUUUAUUUACUACACUAGCUACAUUAUUAGUGCAAUACAAUUAUUUUUAUUAUUAGUAGAAUUAACUAAAUUACUAAUAACAUCAAAAUUUUCUUUUAUGACAUAAGUUACAAAAGAAAAAAUUUUCCUCCAAAAAGUCUGCAAAAAUUAUUAAUAUAGUUAAGAUAUUUUGAAUUUUAAUGUAUGAAAUAUUUUUAAUUUAAUUUUGAAUGAUGAAUUUAAUUUUUAAAUUAUGUAUUAGUGUAAGACUGAACACUCUUACAUUUUAAUUAAAUUCUUGUACAUAAUUAUAGCAAUAGUUUGUCAGGCCCAGUAAGUGUUUAUUUUAUUAUGGAUGAAGAAAUAGUUAUGCUUUAAUGAUCAAAAGUUUUAUAUCUCUAAUUUACUGCAACUAUUCUGUUACCAAGAAAAGAAAGCUAAUUUUUGAAAUUGUAUGUAUAGCUAUUUGUAAAUAAAGUCUUAUUUCUUGUGUUA
Parasteatoda tepidariorum (common house spider) is the source of this 3521-nucleotide messenger RNA. The record is from RefSeq and is a predicted model, not a curated record. Lineage: Eukaryota; Metazoa; Arthropoda; Arachnida; Araneae; Theridiidae.